Messenger RNA from Anopheles darlingi, 510 nucleotides. RefSeq lists its product as uncharacterized. NCBI's taxonomy places the organism in Eukaryota, Metazoa, Arthropoda, Insecta, Diptera, Culicidae. The transcript is spliced from 3 exons. The record is from RefSeq and is a predicted model, not a curated record. The coding region runs from base 6 to 314 and encodes 102 amino acids.
CGUGUAUGAAUGGGAGAACCGAUGAAAUGGCGGUAUGUAUCUUCACGUUAACGAUGAUCUUGAAAGAUGUUUCUGAACUGAGGGAGGACCACUGCAGAAAACUUAACUACGUCAGAGAAUGCAUAAAGUUCCAACUAGACGCUUGUGAGUUGUCAGACAUUUUAAAAGUCUUUGAUGUGCCAAUUAAUGCUAUGUUUGGUAUUAUGCCUUGUGCCAACCUUACCGAGGAGCAAAUGGGUACAUGGAUGGACAUGCCCACGUUUGUUGAUGAUGUAGGUGAUGAUUUUGAAAUGCAUAUUUUCAAGCAAAUCUAACAUUUUCCAUUCCAAUACUUCGGGUCAACAUGUAGAAAGAUUUGUACGAAUAACAAAUCAUUAUAAAUAGAGUGUGGCAUUUGAAAAAUAAAUUAAUAAAAUGAAAACUAAAACGAAUUCCUGAACAAACAAAUCAUAAAAAGGAAAUCUCCAUUCGCUUGACACAGUUCAAGUCCAUCCUCUGUAAAACCAUCAU